CUAUCCUGAAAUGAGAGUGAAAGUUAGUCUGAGUGUGAGCAGAGCUGCGGUCGAGAAAAGUCUCCCUGUUUCUCUCUAAAGACAAAUUCAAGCAAAGUCUUGGAGUUUUUCUCAACUGAACAGCAGAAUCUGUGUCCAUCAGCGGUUGUAGAAAUGUCUGCUGCCAGCUGUCUGCUGACUGAAGAUCAGUUCCUGUGCUCCAUCUGUCUGGAUGUGUUCACUGAUCCUGUCGCCUUAUCAUGUGGACACAACUUCUGUAAAAGCUGCAUCACUGAACACUGGGAUGUUAAAGUCCAACAUGAUUGUCCAAACUGUAAAGAGGUUUUCAACACAAGACCUGAGCUGCAGGUCAACACCUUCAUCUCUGAGAUGGCUGCUCAGUUCAGACAGGAGCUCAACAGGAAGCCAGCAGCAGCAGCUCAGAGCAACAGUUCCAAACCAGGAGAAGUUCCCUGUGACGUCUGCACUGGAACCAAACUGAAGGCCCUGAAGUCCUGCCUGGUGUGUCUGGUUUCUUACUGUGAGACUCACCUGGAGCCUCACCUGACAGCUUCACGUCUGAAGAGACAUCAGCUGAUCGACCCUGUGGAGAACCUGGAAGGCAGGAUGUGUGAGAAGCACGACAAACUGCUGGAGCUGUUCUGUAAGAACGACCAGAUGUGCGUCUGCAUGAUGUGCACUAUCUUAGACCACAAGACACAUGAUGUUGUUGCUCUGAGAGAAGAAUAUGAAGGAAAGAAGGCCGAGCUGGGGAAGACAGAGGCUGAAAUUCAGCAGAUGAUCCAGAAGAGACGACUGAAGCUUGAAGAGUUCAAACAGUCAGUGGAGCUCAGCAAGAAGAAUGCAGACAGAGAGAUGGCAGAAGGUGUUCAGGUCUUCAGCGCUCUGAUGGAGACUGUUGAGAGACGCCUAAAUAAUCUGACGGACACGAUCAAAGAGAAGCAGAGAGAGACGGAGGAACAGGCUGAAGGCUUCAUCAAAGAGCUGCAACAGGAAAUCUCUGAGCUGGAGAAGAGAAGCUCUGAAGUGAAGAAGCUCUCACGCUCUGAAGACCACCUCCACCUCCUCCAAAACAUCACGGCCCUGAACGCUGCUCCACCCACCAAGAACUGGACUGGAGUCAGAGUCCAUCCACCUUCAUAUGAGGGGACUGUGGUGAGAGCUGUGAAGCAGCUGGAGGAGACGCUCAGUGAACAGAUGAAGAAGAUGAUCUCUGAGGCCGAGCUGAAGAGAGUCCAGCAGUAUGAGGUGGAUCUGACUCUUGAUCCUGAUACAGCAUAUCCUAAACUCAUCCUGUCUGAUGAUGGAAAACAAGUUCAUCACAGUGAUGUGAGGAAGGAUCUCCCAGACAAUCCAGAGAGAUUUGAUCCUUGUGUUAUUGUCUUAUCAAAGCAGAGUUUCUCUUCAGGCAGAUUUUACUUCGAGGUUCAGGUUAAAGGGAAGACUGAGUGGGGUUUAGGAGUGGUCAGAGAGUCGAUCAACAGGAAGGGAGACAUCACACUGAGUCCUCAGAAAGGUUUCUGGACGAUAUGGUUGAUGAAUGAAAAUGAGUACGCAGCUUGUGCUGACCCUUCAGUCCGUCUCUCUCUGCAGUCUGGUCCUGAGAAGGUGGGGGUGUUUGUGGACUAUGAGGAGGGUCUGGUCUCCUUUUAUGACAUUGAUGCUGCAGCUCUGAUCUACUCCUUCACUGGCUGCUCCUUCACUGAGAAACUCUACCCAUUCUUUAGUCCUGGUCCUAAUGAUGGAGGUAAAAACUCUGCUCCUCUGAUCAUCUCUCCUGUCAACCAAACUGAGGAGAGCAACCACUGAGUUUCAGAGAAAGGUUGAUGUCAAAGAGAACACCUGAAGAGGUGUCCAUCAUCACAAAUGUCUUUAAGGCCUUUAAGGUGUCCUUUAGUUCCUGAAUAUGACCCUUGAUGUGUUUCAUCCUGCUGACAGCAUGCUCACUCCUUGAAGACAAACAUUUCUUUCGUGAGAUUAAAAUUAUAAUCUGAGUUUUAUAACUGUUAGAGUCAAAUUGUGAGCGUCUGCAGAGAGUUGGUGUUAACAGCAGCGUGCUGUUUACUGUAGAGGAGGUGACAUGCACAAGAUUUCAGGUGACCAUGACCACAGUUACACCUCUUCUUGACA
Messenger RNA from Notolabrus celidotus (New Zealand spotty), 2130 nucleotides. RefSeq names its product E3 ubiquitin-protein ligase TRIM21-like. Lineage: Eukaryota; Metazoa; Chordata; Actinopteri; Labriformes; Labridae. The record is from RefSeq and is a predicted model, not a curated record. Gene Ontology annotation, molecular function: protein binding; zinc ion binding.